CAUAUGCACGAGGCUGUCGAGCUGAAGCAGCAGCUGCAGAUAGAGCAUGAGCGAGCCUUGGUGGCCCUUCACACCAAGCAGAAGGAGAUCAAUCAACUGCAAACGGCUCGGGUGCAAUCUGACCAACAGCAUGAGGAUGCAGUUCACCUGUUAGAGGUCAAGGUUCAUGACCUGGAGCAGAAAUGCAGGUCACAGAGUGAGCACUUCCACCAGCUGUCCAAAGAGCUGCUGAAUUUCAGUUUGCAAUCAGACUCCGUGGACAUCCUGAAGAUUAAUCCCACCUCCACGUCCCAGUUCCUCGUCUCUCCAAACAGGAAACUUCCACGGGUCAUUGUUGGAUUUGAAGGCCAACGAGAGACAGGCGAUGAGAACGCGACACACACACCACGACUGAUCUCCCAGUUCUUAACCUGCACAACAGAGACUGGAGACAAAGCACGACCAGAACUGCGGGCUGUCAAAUUUAGCACCGUGACGACGGACCGUCCCCGCAGCCCUCGACAGCUGACCCCAUCAGAGAUGGAGGAUGAGGCCACCCCAUCCCCCAGGUCCAAGCCUCGCUACACAGGCCAGGUCCGCCUUUGCACUGCCCGCUACAGUUAUAACCCUUACGAUGGACCAAACGAGCAUCCCGAAGCAGAGCUCCCCCUUGUGUCUGGAAAGUAUCUCUACGUGUAUGGAAACACGGAUGAUGACGGCUUCUACCAAGGGGAGCUGCUGGAUGGCCAGCGUGGACUUGUCCCCUCCAACUUCGUGGAGUUCGUCCAGGACAAGGAAAAACUCUCUGGGGAAGGAGGGGAUAACCUGGGCCCACUGGACCAUACUGGACCCCUGGCCUUGAUGGGAGUAGAUGGAGGUGCCUCACAGGAUGGCCUCCUGGGCUCAUCCAAUGCCUUGGUUCCCUGUAGCAAUGGGACAGGGGGGCCAUUUGACCCCGAGGACCUGGCUGAAGAUGUUGUGCCUUAUCCCCGAAAGAUAACUUUGAUCAAGCAGCUGGCACGGAGCGUCAUCGUGGCCUGGGAGCCUCCACUCGUGCCUUUGGGCUGGGGGAACAUCUCUGGCUACAACGUGUUAGUAGACGGGGAACAUCGUGCCAGCGUUCAGUACGGUGGCCGGACCAAGUCUCUGCUGGAGAAGCUCGACCUGGACGGUUGCGUCCAUCGGGUGACUGUGCAGUGCGCCACCGACCGGGGCUUGUCAGACGAGCUGCGGUGCACGUUGCUGGUGGGAGCCAACGUGGUCGUGGCGCCGUGUGGUCUGCGGGUGGACGACAUCCAGCGCGACACCGCCGAGCUCUCCUGGCUUCCCAGCAACAGCAACUACGGCCACACGGUGUUCUUGGACGGGACGGAGCACGCGGCGGUAAAACCAGGGAGGUACAGACUCCGCUUCCUCCACCUGAAGCCCCUGACGGUGUACAAAGUCACCGUGCUGGCACAGCCGCACCAGGUGCCAUGGCAACUGCCGCUGGAGCAGAGGGAGAGGAAAGAAGCUGGUGUGGAGUUCUGCACUCAGGCUGCAGGUCCAACACCAUAUUGCAGAACAGGCCCUCCUCAGCCUCCCCAUGAUGUGCGGGUGCUCUGUGGGCAGGCUCCGGGGGUCCUCCAGGUCUGCUGGAAGCCUCCCAUCCUCUCUCCCACAGGCACGUCGAAUGGGGCAAAUGUCAUCGGAUACGCAGUGUGCACUAAAGGACAGAGGGUAGCUGAGGUGUUGUUCCCGAUGGCAGACUAUGUCACUGUGGAGCUGACGAGGAUUCAGUGCCUGGAGGCCAGAGAAGUCAUCGUCAAGACGCUGUCAGUACAGGGAGAAUCCCAGGACUCCCACGUCGCCGUCAUUCCAAACAACCUGCUUGUGCCUCUACCUCCGAUCCCCCUGCCCCCGCCAAUGCACCCCCACGCAGGCCCCCCUCCCCACCACCAUGUACAACCCCACCUCCAGUCCCCUCACCUCCCUCACCCCACGCCCCAGCUUCCUGCUCCACCCCAGGCACACGGACAACCACUCCCACCUCAUGCCCAGCACCCUCAACCCCAUCCAAGACUUCCUCAUCCAGGUGGACCUCCGCAACCCCAGCUCCGGCUCCCACAUCCUCAGCCGCAGCCCCUACAUCUUCAGCCGCGCCCGCCCCACCAAGGUCCCAGGCCCCAGCACCAACUGCCUCUGUUGCCCCACCACCAACCCCACCCUGUACCUCAGAGACCAGUAAGUGCCAGAGACCUGGAUGCCAAAGAGCAUGCUGCCCACCAUGGAGGAGGUGUUCCACCUGGCCAGCCUGGUUGGGACCCCCCACGCUCGCCUUCGUCCCAGCCUCCUGUGCCCAUGCAAGGCCACACCCUCGAGGCCCCUCCCCAGGGUAAUCCACGCUCCCCCUCCCCUCAGAGGAUUCUCCCGCAGCCCCGAGGCACGCUCAUCCCAGACACCGUGGCCAAAGCCAUCGCCCGGGAAGCAGCACAGAGGGUAGCAGCGGAAAGUGGCAAGGGCGACAGAAGGCCAGUUAGGUACGGAGAGCAGGGUCAAUCAUUUUACCAGCAUCACUCUGAUGAGGAAGAGGAGGACGAGGAAGGGUUUGCGCGCGGCCGUCGGAGAGGACCCUCUGUGGAUGAGUUCCUCAGGGGCUCUGAGCUGGGGAGGCCGCCUAACUAUAGUCACAAUGAAGAAUAUCACAGCGAAAGCAGCCGGGGCUCUGACCUGUCUGACAUCCUGGAAGAGGAGGAGGAGGAGCUGUACUCUGAGAUGCAGCUGGAAGAGGGACGUCGACGCAACUCGCACAACACACCCAAGAACAACACCCCGGGUGGGGGCGGUCACAACCGGGAGGCGGGGAGACGAGUUCACCAUCAGGGCGGCCCCCAACCUCAGAGACGACCUCUAAUGGUCCCUUCCAUUGAGGUAACCUCUGAGAAUAACAGUGAGGGAAACCUCUCCCCCAUCACCGAGGAUGUUUACUAUGGCAAAGUAGCUCGCCACAGGACAUGUUCAUCCCGCAGGCACAUGGGCGGCACCAGGUCUCCCCAUGAAGGAUACAGGGAUCGCCGCUCGCCCACGUACUAUGACGAGUCCGAGACUGAGGAGACGUUCCGGAUCUUUGUGGCCCUCUUUGACUACGAUCCUCUCUCCAUGUCACCGAACCCUGACGCAGCUGACGAGGAGCUGCCCUUCAAAGAGGGGCUGAUCAUUCGGGUGUAUGGCGAUAAAGACACAGACGGCUUCUACAGAGGAGAAGUGAGGGGCAGGAUGGGGCUGAUCCCCUGUAACAUGGUGUCAGAGAUACGAGCGGAGGACGAGGAGACCAUGGACCAGCUCAUCAAACAGGGUUUCCUGCCACUCAGCACCCCUGUGGACAGAAUAGAGCAGAACAGGAGAGGCCUCCGUCGAGAUCAGGCCUCGAGGAGGAUGGUGGCUCUGUAUGACUACGACCCCCGAGAGAGCUCCCCCAACGUUGAUACCGAGGCUGAGCUGACCUUCUGUGCUGGUGACAUCAUCGCUGUGUUUGCCGACAUCGAUGAAGACGGGUUCUAUCACGGUGAGAUGAACGGCCAUCGUGGUCUGGUUCCCUCUAACUUCCUGGAAGAAGUGCCUGAUGACGUGGAGGUGUAUCUGACCGAUACUCCGUCCCACUACCCCCAGGAGGAGCCUGCCAACCGGCCGCCCGCCAACUCUGCUGCCGCCGUCCCCGAGGGCAAACGGGUCACCACAGAAACCUCCGACACGGCCAACAACUCGGACGCCGCGCCCGUCCGAGCGCCGUCCCCGAUCGUCCGGCCUCUCCUGCCGGGCACCAUGAGGCCCCUCAGUCCCAUGAGGGCCCCCCACGUCCCGAUGGAUCCCCGGGACCCUCAGGACCUGGCCAACAAGAAGAAGAAAGGACUACUCUCCAAGGGGAAGAAACUUCUGAAGAGACUUUCCCCUGUGAAAUAA
This is a messenger RNA of Pleuronectes platessa (European plaice), 3918 nucleotides long. It is a transcript of the gene rimbp2a, whose product is annotated as RIMS binding protein 2a. Gene Ontology annotation, molecular function: protein binding. The record is from RefSeq and is a predicted model, not a curated record. Lineage: Eukaryota; Metazoa; Chordata; Actinopteri; Pleuronectiformes; Pleuronectidae. Bases 4 to 3918 code for a protein of 1304 amino acids. Gene Ontology annotation, biological process: neuromuscular synaptic transmission. The transcript has 20 exons.